AUGAAAACAUUGGUUGUCGAGGGGAAACGUGUGAAAUUGCAAAUUUGGGAUACCGGCGGCCAGGAAAGGUUCCGCACAAUCACCCAGAGCUAUUACAGGUCUGCGAAUGGUAUCAUCCUGUGCUAUGACCUAACGUGCCGUCAGUCGUUCGACUCGCUACAGCGCUGGCUCGAUGAUAUCUCCAAAUUCGCCGCGCCAAAUGUUUACAAAGUACUUGUCGCAACGAAAGCGGACUUGGAAAGUGAGCGUUUGGUGGAAAGAGAAGAAGGCAGAGAGCUGGCCGAGAUGCAUGGCAUGUGCAUGUUCAUUGAAACCUCUUCAAAAAGCAAUCUGAAUGUGGAUAAUGCUUUUCUGGAAUUGGCUUGUCAGCUGAAGCGACAGUACGAGGCCGGUGUGCAGCUCGAUUCUCAGUUGAAUGCUUUCAAGAUCUCGCAAGCCACUACGACGAUCAGCUCCAAGUGGGACUCAUGCUGCCACUACAUAUGA
This is a messenger RNA of Gongylonema pulchrum, 486 nucleotides long. Lineage: Eukaryota; Metazoa; Nematoda; Chromadorea; Rhabditida; Gongylonematidae. The record is from the annotation of a GenBank genome assembly.